UGCGCUCGGGUAACAGCCUCCCCCUGAAAGCCCCACGGCAGAGCCAGCAGCCUAGGUCACAUUGCGCUGGCGAUGCCCAAACUCUGCCCACGUGGCGGGACCCCGCACCUUAAGGCCUGGGGCUAAGCGGCCCCAGCUGCCACCACCAGCCGCAGCCAGAGGCAGGACUCCGCCCUACUUCCCUGCACGGGCUCAGCCCCGCCCCAGCGCGCGAGCCAGAGCCAGGCACGUACUUCUCCGAACCAGAGAGCACCGAUCCCAGCGUGCAACGCGCGCGGACAGCGCUCCGAAGCACUGCACGCUGGGAGUUGUAGUCCCCGGGAGCCGCAUUCCCUCUUCUCUCCCAAGCGCUCUCGGCCUGGAGUCGCCCUUCGAUCGCCCCCCCCCUCCCCCGGGGCGCGGUGACUAAGUUUGGCCCCUGCUCCAUCCCGCACCCCGGUCAUGCGGAGGCUGCUAUCAACUCUCCGAUUCCAUCACGCCCGGCUAUUGGCGGCGGCUGCCGAGCUCCCCGCCCCGGGACAUAGGGCACCGCCGCCUGGCUGGGGGGAGCGGCGGGUAGCGGCGGCCGCUUGGGUGUUGGGCUCGGGCCGCUCUAUGGCGCAGUGCGGGGGCGGCGCAGCGCCCCCACCCUCCCCGGAGGAGGCGCAGGGGUCGGGGGCAGCCGCCGGGGACCCUCCCCCCAGAGCCGGCGAGUCCCUGGAACAUGAUGGGCUGGAAAAUGUGCAGCAAAAAAAUAUCAUUUCAAAAAAAAAGAAAAAGAAAAAGAAAAGAACAAAAAUAAGAAAAGGGUCACAAACUCCUCCUGACUCUAUGGAUUAUUUGAUGGCAGAAAUACCAUUUGCCAGUACAGAUACUGGAGAUGAAUUUGGCAUUACUAGUACAUUUGAAAUAUAUUUUAAAAAGAGGAGAAAAAGAACUACUAGAAGGAAGACUGAAGAAGACGAUCAAACAAAGAAGAAAAAGCAAUAUCAGCCAAACUAUUUCAUCUCUCUUCCAAUUACAAACCCAGAGAUUACAAGAGGUAUUCAGGCUGUCCAAGAUAUAGUUGUACAAAAGGAUCACAGACUUUCCCAAGCAAUGAUUCGUUAUGGCUCCUUACAUGUCACGCUGUUAGUGAUGCAUUUAUCCAAUGAAGAAGAAGUUGGCACAGCAGUUGGUGCUCUUUUAGAAAGCAAAGAUGCAGUAGAAGAACUCCUACAAGGAAAACAUUUGGAUUUAUCAUUUCAAGGAAUUGAUGAUUUUAGAAAUGAAGUUGUAUUUGUGAAGUUUGCAGAGAGUCAUCAUACAGCCGCGCUUACGGAGAUAUCAGAGACCAUGAAGAAGAUAUUUCAAGAAAAGGGCAUCUUGGCAGGAGAAAACAGAGCUUUUAAACCUCACUUGACCUUCAUGAAGCUGUCAAAAUCACCAGAGCUACGUAAGCAGGUGAAAAAAAUUGACCCGCACCUGUAUGAGAAUUUUAAAAGCCACUAUUUUGGAGAUGAAACCCUGUACCGCCUAGAUCUUUGCUCCAUGUUGAAAAAAAAGCAACCCAAUGGCUACUAUCACUGUGAGUCCUCUAUCACGGUUGGGAAGAGCCAUGAAUCAGACUUAAUAAAGAAAGCCUUACACAGAGAAUCGCUGGCCCUGUUAUCAAAACUGAAUAAGAUAAAGGAGCUCUUAUCAAACCCUGAGACACGGAUGAAAAUUAACAGGGAACUGUUUCAAGACAGACAUAAACAGCAGUCGUCAUUAAAAAGUCAUGUUGACUCCAAUUCUCCAGCUAUGUGAUUGUAAAUAGCUAUGGUGUAAAAUCUCAUAUAGUUGUUUUAUGAUGAAAAAUAUUGUUUUUGCAAGUUUUCCAUCUCUUUUUUUAUACAGCCAAUAUAAAUGAAAGCCAAUAUAGUAUGUGGUAUUGUGUUAAAAUACAUGCACAGAAAAGAACAGACUGUUUACUGAUGAGUUACAGUAGCUCUCUAGAUAAAUUUUUGGAUGGAUGGAUGGAUGGAAGAAAGGAAAAAAGUUAAGGAUGCAGGUCUAUGUCAUGAUUCUGCCACAGAAACACUAAUUUCUGAUCAAACACUGUGGCAAUUCUAGAACACAUACUCUCAAAGUGAUUUUUAAAAUGUAUAGCUGAAGAAGGCAUUUUUAAAUGAUUAGUCUUUUCUGUAUAUGCUGGUGUUUUGGGUUGGCCCUGAUUCUUGUUUGUUAGUUAAUCAGCACUUGAAUACACAUGUACACAUGCUGAAAUGUUUUUUCUGCUAUUGUUUACAUGCAAGCAAGAAUGUUUUAAUCUCUCAAGGUAAAGUCCUGGCUCCACUGAGGUCAUUGGCAAAAUUUCCAUCGACUUCAGUGGAGCCAGGAUUUCACCCUCAUUAUUUAUUGUUCAAAUAAUCAUUGUUCAGAAUAUUUGCCUUGUCACUUCUGUGGAAACAAGAUGCUUCUUGUUUUUAUUUCUGUUAUUUCCUCCAUCUCUUUGCCCUCUGCUAUGUGAAAAGGGGUCUGAACCUGUAUUCCAUGUGCACUCAACAUAUCUACUGAGUUCAGUGGAAGUACUGGGUGCACAUACACAAAAAUGCAGGAUUGGGCCCAAUAUUAGCACUUUUUAAGCAUUUGUGGAAACUGCCUACAAUUGUAAAAUCAUCUACUUAAUCAUGCAUUCUGUGAUCAAUAUCAGAUUUGUGCUGGUAGAACUGCAGUAUAAAUAUUAAGGUUUUAUUCAUCAACUAUGAAAUUGUAUUGGUAUUUUAUCUCAUGGAUCAGCUAUUUUUUUCUCAAGUGAUAAAUGAGAGCGUAUUGAAAAAUGCAUUUUAUGUAUUCAAGUCCAUCUUCCUAAUAAAAACAUUUUCUCUUU
Molecule: messenger RNA, 2830 nt
Organism: Malaclemys terrapin pileata
Lineage: Eukaryota; Metazoa; Chordata; Testudines; Emydidae
Gene: AKAP7
Product: A-kinase anchoring protein 7
Exons: 8
Coding region: 442-1767 (441 amino acids)
Cellular component (GO): cytosol
Molecular function (GO): protein kinase A regulatory subunit binding
Source: RefSeq, a predicted model, not a curated record